AUGUCAAAGAUUAAAAACAUACCCGUCUGUAUCGCAGCUUCCGGUAAUGUCCCCAACAAGGCUCUCCGCCGCGUCUGUUACGUCCUUUGCUUCCUCCUUGCCGACCACAGCGGUGUGCGACAGUCCUACUACCGACUAUCGGGAAGGGUGGCAGUGAUCGGGGCUCGGGAGGGGACAGUGUCCAUUCCGGAACACGCUUGGCUGGGGCCCGCCAUGAACGACCGAGCACGUGGACUUGGGGCAACGGAACAAGCCCCAGUAUCAACGGGAGGCGAAGAGAACAUCCUGUGUUACACUGAGGACAGGUAUAGGAACGAGGACAUCUUCCUGCACGAAUUCGCCCAUGGCAUCCAUCUGCUGGGCGCCAAGUACGCCAUUCCAGGCUGGCAGAGUCGCCUACAGUCGCUCUACGACCAGGCCAAAGCUGUCGGAAGGUGGAACAAUACAUACGCCAUGAGUACUGUGGAGGAAUACUUUGCGGAAGGGACACAAAGCUACUUCAACGUCAACGCUUACUCCGUCACCCCUAACGGCGUCCACAACGACGUGAACACCAACGACAAACUGCAGCAGUACGACCCCCAGCUGUUCUCUCUCACACACGAGGUAUUCCCGUGCGGGAACACGUAUCUGAAGCGAUGCAGUACAAACAGACGUGCUGAGAAAAGCCAGCAACUGAGGAUGAAUUGUAACCCUGGGGGCACCGGAACCGGAACCGGAACCGGAACUGGAACUGGUUCAGGCACAUGUGAGGACAGCAACACCAACUGCAGGUCGUGGGCGUCGCAAGGGGAGUGUGAAGGGAACCCCGGCUACAUGUUGACAUCGUGUAGACGCAGCUGCAACCAGUGCUGA
Molecule: messenger RNA, 855 nt
Organism: Haliotis rufescens (red abalone)
Lineage: Eukaryota; Metazoa; Mollusca; Gastropoda; Lepetellida; Haliotidae
Exons: 5
Coding region: 1-855 (284 amino acids)
Molecular function (GO): metallopeptidase activity
Source: RefSeq, a predicted model, not a curated record